AUGAAGAUCAUCUGGGAAAACGGUGUGAAUGUCCUAACAUAUCUUAGGAGUUUAAGAGUUUAUGGUUUUUCCUAUGAAAAACAGGCAGCCAUCUUUGAGUACACUACCACCCUGAAACUCAUGUUUCAGAAACACUGCAAGGAUGGCAGAAUCUGUCAGUAUUUGAAACAGAUAAUAAUGGGAAAAAUCCAAACUCUCAUCUCAGAGUUUCUCCUUCUGGACCUUCCCAUUCAGCAAGAGCACAAGAACCUGUUCUAUGCCCUGUUACUGGCCAUAUAUCUUAUCACCAUCCUGGGGAACCUCCUCCUCCUCAUCCUCCUUCGCCUGGACUCCUGUCUCCACACACCCAUGUAUUUGUUUCUCAGCAACAUGUCCUUCUCUUAUCUCUGCUCUUCCUCUGUCACAAUGCUCAAAUUGCUACAGAACAUGCAAAGCCAAAUUCCAUCCAUCCCCUGUGCAGGCUGCAUGACACAAACUUACUUCUUUUUGUUUUUUGGAAACCUUAUGAGUUUCCUCUUCAUGGCCAUGGCCUAUGACUGCUAUGUGGCCAUUUUAUUCCCCCUCCAGCACCCUCAUGAGCUCAAGUUCUGUCUCUCCCUGGUGGUGCUGUUCUGGGUGCUGACCAUGUUCUAUUCCUUCUUGUACCUCCUGCUCAUUCACAGAUUGUCUUUGUCUGCAGACAAUGUGAUCCCACACCUUUCCUGUGAAAUAUCCACCCUGCUGAAGUUGGCCUGCACCUACACUCAUGUUAAUGAGUUGAUGCUAUUUAUUAUAGGAGGAGUUGUUUUCAUCCCAGUCCUACUCAUUCUUUUGUCCUAUACAAGGAACAUGUCCUCCAUUCUUGAAGUCCCUUCUGCUCAAAGUAUCUGCAAGGCCUUCUCCACCUGUGGCUCCCACAUUUUUGUGGUGUUGCUGUUCUAUGGGACAGUCAUUGGUCUCUACUUAUGUCCAUCAGCUAAUAAUUCAACUGUGAAAGAUACUGUCAUGGCUCUGAAGUGCACAGUUGUGACUCUAAUGCUGAACUCCUUCAUCUACAGCCUAAGAAACAGAGUCAUGAAGGAAGCCCCAGGAAGAGCCCUUUAUAAGAAGAAAAUUCCCUUCCAUGUGUGA
Messenger RNA from Sciurus carolinensis (gray squirrel), 1110 nucleotides. RefSeq names its product olfactory receptor 1468-like. The transcript has 2 exons. Gene Ontology annotation, biological process: G protein-coupled receptor signaling pathway. Bases 1 to 1110 code for a protein of 369 amino acids. Gene Ontology annotation, molecular function: olfactory receptor activity. Gene Ontology annotation, cellular component: membrane. The record is from RefSeq and is a predicted model, not a curated record. Lineage: Eukaryota; Metazoa; Chordata; Mammalia; Rodentia; Sciuridae.